Corythoichthys intestinalis (scribbled pipefish) is the source of this 3297-nucleotide messenger RNA. It is a transcript of the gene yaf2, whose product is annotated as YY1 associated factor 2. Gene Ontology annotation, cellular component: nucleus. The coding region runs from base 261 to 824 and encodes 187 amino acids. Lineage: Eukaryota; Metazoa; Chordata; Actinopteri; Syngnathiformes; Syngnathidae. Gene Ontology annotation, molecular function: DNA binding; transcription coregulator activity. The transcript is spliced from 4 exons. The record is from RefSeq and is a predicted model, not a curated record. Gene Ontology annotation, biological process: positive regulation of DNA-templated transcription.
ACUGACACAAAAUGGCCCACACGUAAUCCCGGCUGUCCAGUUAACUCACCUUGCGCAAAAGCAUCUACUCUAUAUCAACGUGAUAUCUAUGAUGGAGAAUGUCACCGUCCAUGAUUGGCUGACAUGCCUCACGUGACAAUCUCCCAAGCGGAGUUUCCACGACAGCUGGAAGCCGAAGCUUCUUCUCUCAAAAGAAUCGGGACGAAAAAAAAGGCUUCUGCUCGUCUCGGCAACCCUUUCCAGAGACACCCUGGUCUGGCAUGGGCGACAAGCGGAGUCCCACAAGGCCGAAGCGUCAACCGAAGCCCUCCUCCGACGAGGGGUUUUGGGACUGCAGCGUGUGCACGUACAAGAACACGGCGGAGGCAUUUAAGUGCAUGAUGUGUGAUGUCAGGAAAGGGACAUCAACAAGGAAGCCGCGGCCAGUCUCCCAGCUCGUCUCGCAGCAGCAGGCCACUCAGCAGUUCGUGUUACCCUCACAACCCAAGAAGGAGAAGAAGGAGCGCGUCGAGCGGGAGAAAAGCGACAAGGAGCCGGCGCUCAAAAAGAACAGUCACAAAAAAAUGAGGCCUAGGUUAAAAAACAUUGACCGGAGCAGUGCCCAGCACCUGGAAGUGACCGUGGGCGACCUGACAGUCAUCAUCACGGACUUUAAGGAGAAAGCUAGGCCUUCGUCCACCUCGGCGUCGUCCUCCUCCAGCGCCGCGUCGUCCGCCGACCACAACAGCCAGAACGGCUCCAGCUCGGAAACCACGGAGAAGGGGCUCUCGCGCUCGUCUUCGCCCCGGGGUGAGGGUGGCUCGGUCAAUGGAGAAUCCCACUGAGCGUCCUUGCUGAUUGUGCUACAUGGAUACACUUUGAAGUGGGAACUGAGACCCAUUUUUUGGUGGACGCAGAAGUAUCAGAACCAUGUUGAAUUUGUAUCUACGACUCAUUUAGGAAGCAUUACAUGUGACAUGUUGAGGAGUUCGAAUCAUGCCAAGCUUCCUUCUUCUAGCAGCCAUUUUUCAGGACUGUGAUUGCCUUUGGGACGCACCAAGCUUGUUUUUGCAACGACAAACACUAUGUUCUCGAAGUCGAUAGACGUCUAAUCCGUUUGAACUUACGGCGAUGCUCAUGUAAAUUCACGCCGAGUGAUUGGACUUCUAUCGCCGUCAAUGGCAGCCAAUGAGUGAACAACCCCUUGAUGCCUGAAUUUAGAUUUAGCAAAGAGAAAUCCAUAAAUCAACAAAUAAACGUACAUCAUUAAAAAUAAAAAGAAAUGGACACAAAAACAAUGAAGUACAUAAACAAGUACAACAAAAAUACUAAAGAAAAAAUAAAAUAGGAUAAGACCUCUAAAUUAUUUAAUAUAUUUUGAAAAUGUCUUUUUUUUUGUCAAUUUUUUGUUGUAUUUUUAAAUUAAAUAUAUACUGUAUAUAUUUUUUAUUAUUACUAUUUUUAAGUAUAUAAUAUUUUUGGGGGGUGAAAAUGUCUUAAUAAAUUUCUCAUUUAUAAACAAUUUAUUUUCUACAUUUUUCCCCUAUUUUGCGUGGUGUUUUUCCACGUCAUUUUCAUUUUUUUGUUUGUUUUUAAUAUCACUAUUUUUAAUUACUUAUAUACUCCACUAAAGCUUGUUAUAUACUGUAUACAUUAAAUAUAAAUUAAGGCAUCAAGGGGUUAAAGGGAUAGACAACACAACAGUUUAAUAAAAAUUUUUUUUAAAUCUGAUGUAUAAUAAUUUUUAAAAACUCAUUAAUAACGUGAAUAAAAGCAAAUAUUCCCAGAAAAUGGCCGCCCUUAGCAAAGCUGUUACUAAUUUAGCCAAUGAAGUUAAAGCUUGUUUUUAAUAUGAUUACUGCACAUGCACCUGUGUGUCUUGUCGAUGUGCCUGACGUCUUAAAAUGCUAAUAAGUGUUAUUUUGUCUUUCUCCUUUGUCAAUGUCUGAUAACUGUAAUUUGUAUACUAAAAUAUGCAUUUAUGAAGUGUUGUCUGUCCCUUUAAGAGGUGGUUUAGCAUAUUUCCAACUCACUGACUGUGAUAGACGAACCAGAGUUGCUUUAAAAGCUACCUGUUAUGACACCGUAACAGUUUCUUUUUUAAUUAUGUGCUAGUAGGCGAAAAUAGUGUUGUUCCGAUACCUAAAUACAAAUUCCAAUAGUCCUGGCUAACAUUUUUCAGUAGAUUGUUGUAUGACGUUAGCCACUAGCAUCAUUCAGUAGAGAUUCUUGAAUGGCAUUGGCAUUAGCCGCUAACAUCAUUCAGUCGAGAUUGUUGUAUGGCGUUAGCCGCUAACAUCAUUCAGUAGAAAUUGUUGUAUGGCGUUAGCCGCUAACAUCAUUCAGUAGAGAUUGUUGUAUGGCGUUAGCCGCUGACAUAAUUUAGUAGAGAUUGUUGUAUGAAGUUAGCCGCUAACAUCCUUCAGUAGAAAUUUUUGUAUGGCGUUAGCCGCUAACAUCAUUCAGUAGAGAUUGUUGUAUUAACCUAGCCGGUACCAUCAUUCAGUCGAAACUGUUGCAUGGCGUUAGCCGCUAACAUCAUUUAGUAGAAUGUUUUAUAGCGUUAGACACGAAUGUUAUCAUACAAUAGUGAUCUUUCUGUAUAGUCGUUUAACAUUUUUACAGGUUGCUAGUAGCAUUUUUUUUUGCACAUGAUACUGAACUCUACUUUGAACUAUGUUGGGGGCUGCGUUCAGAGCUUUAUAUUGGUAUCGGUAAAUAGCAUUAAGAUGUUAUUUGUUAGAAUGCCGGUAUCGGUACAACACUAGCUUGAUGCUGACUGGAAAAGAUUUUUAAAAGAUUUUCUCAUUGAGAUUCAUUCCUUAUAAUUUAAUAGUCUUUCAGUUUUUUUCAGGUUCCAACUUUGGAAUGAACUCGAGUUAAAUACAAACUUCUUCCAGUUCAAAGUAGUUUCGAUAUCGCACGUCAUUUUUCUUUGGACUAAAAGGGCCGUCGCCGCUCUAGUGGCGUCGCCCGCAUGACCUGCCAAGACGACGUGGAUACGGUCUUUGUAAUUUGUGGAUAAGAUGACUGGACAAAGUAGGGAUUCUGAGAAUUUUUAGCAUGUGUUAAGCUUGUGAGUAUUGUUUAGAAGUUCACAACGACGAGCUGAGAACUAAUUAGAAAUGUGUUACAUGGUUGUGGCAACAAGGGAACUAAAUUUUGUUUAAAUAUGUCGAUACAUUUCCUUUUGCUCUGCUUAAUUAUGAAAUGUGUGUUUAUUACGUGUCUAUUACAUGGUAACAAUGCAAGCAAAUUAUUACAUUCAGUUUUUAUUCUUUUAUUAAACUGCAUUUAGUAUGCACUUGUCAGACAGAA